This is a messenger RNA of Hemibagrus wyckioides, 4458 nucleotides long. Its product is annotated as transmembrane anterior posterior transformation protein 1 homolog. Gene Ontology annotation, biological process: maintenance of protein localization in endoplasmic reticulum; positive regulation of cilium assembly. NCBI's taxonomy places the organism in Eukaryota, Metazoa, Chordata, Actinopteri, Siluriformes, Bagridae. The transcript is spliced from 13 exons. Gene Ontology annotation, cellular component: ciliary basal body; endoplasmic reticulum membrane. The coding region runs from base 1 to 1557 and encodes 518 amino acids. The record is from RefSeq and is a predicted model, not a curated record.
AUGCAGCUGAAGCUGGCUCUGUCACCGCCGGUGUGGAUGCUGAUGCUGAUGCUGAUGGUGAUGUGCUGCUGGAGUUUGGUCUCCGGUGCGGCGCGCAGUGAAGCGGAGGCUCCUCACGGGGACACGCUGGACUUCGGCUUUGUCCCGGCGGUGGUGUACGAGACACACGCGUACUAUGAGCCCGGAGCCGUGGACAUGCUCUUUCACAUAGUACACGCGUUUCUCUACACGGUACAGCCAAACCCUUUCCCAGCAGUUGGUUUUCAGGGAGCAGAUUUUGGCUGUGACCAGAUUGGCUCUCGUCUCCUUCAGCCUGCUCAGGUGUGUGAUGUGCUGAAAGGCUUCAUCAUGGUGCUGUGUUACUCCAUGAUGCACUACGUGGACUACUCCAUGAUGUACCAUCUGAUCAGGGGGCAGUCAGUCAUCAAACUCUACAUCAUCUACAACAUGCUGGAGGUGGCAGACCGAUUGUUUUCCUCCUUUGGCCAGGACAUUCUGGACGCUCUCUACUGGACAGCUACGGAGCCCAAAGAGAGAAAGAGAGCUCACAUAGGUGUAAUACCACACUUCUUCAUGGCUGUGCUUUAUGUCUUUCUUCAUGCCAUUCUGAUCAUGGUCCAGGCCACCACCCUAAACGUGGCAUUCAACUCCCACAACAAGUCUCUGCUGACCAUUAUGAUGUCCAACAAUUUUGUUGAGAUCAAGGGGAGCGUGUUUAAGAAGUUUGAGAAGAAUAACCUCUUUCAGAUGUCCAACAGUGAUAUCAAAGAAAGAUUCACAAACUACGUGCUCUUAUUAAUUGUAUGUCUUAGAAAUAUGGAGCAGUUCUCCUGGAACCCAGAUCAUCUGUGGGUGCUGCUUCCUGACGUGUUCAUGGUCAUUGCUUCGGAGAUGGCUGUGGAUGUGGUGAAACACGCCUUCAUCACCAAGUUUAAUGACAUCCCAGCAGAUGUGUAUGGUGAAUACAGAGCAAGCUUGGCUUUUGAUCUGGCCAGCAGUAGACAGAAAAAUGCCUAUACUGACUAUAGUGACAGUGUAUCAAGGAGAAUGGGCUUCAUCCCUCUUCCUCUAGCUCUACUGCUCAUCCGGGUGGUGACGAGCUCAGUGAAAAUUCAGGGUGCCCUCUCCCUCGUGUGUGUGAUACUUUUUUAUCUCGGAAUGAUCACGCUAAAGGUGCUGAAUAGCAUCGUGUUGCUGGGAAAGUCGUGUGUGUACGUGAAAGAAGCGAACAUGGAGGAGAAGCUGUUCCAGUCUCCCCCCUCCGCCGCUCCCAGCCGAGCAUCCAGCAGAGCUCAUCAUGCAAAACGCACACGAGAGCCAACAAGCGAGCCAGUGGAAGAGGGCGUUUCUCCGUCAGUUAUAAAUCAACCCGUCCACCAGAUGGAGAGCCCGGUGCCUAAUCUCCCAACCAGCGAAUCGGAUCAGUUCCUCACGACGCCGGACGAAUCGGAGGAGAAGAUCAUCACACAGGACGGGACAGAACUCAUCCACAGAGCUCCUAAGAAAGACCUGCUGGAGAUCGACCGUUUCACCAUCUGCGGGAACCGAAUCGACUGAUACUCUACACAAUGGACUGUAGAGAAUGACGAGAGCUAGAAGGUGUCUACUGGCUUGAGCUUAUGACCUUUUACCCUCUGUUCAAAGGAUCAGAGGUAGAAAUAGAGAGCAGGAUAUUUAUUAAGAAGUGCACCUAAUUUAUUUAAGUUUCGAACUGAAACACAUUCAUCAUUACCUGCUCCACCUCUACUGGACUCACGGAUAAUUCCGCCCUUUCCAAAGGUCCAUAUUUACUCCUUUACAUCACCAGGAACAGACCUUGACCUUCCCCUAUCCCAAAAGACAGAAAGAGUGACGGAUCACUUCGGUCAACAUCUAAACAAAAGACCAAUGUUUAUAUGAGGUCAGUCACGAGGAAAAACUUUAGGUCGUUAAUAUGUGGCUUUUUUUUUUUUGUCAUGCUCAGUUGCAUUUUCUUACAGCUCUGAAGUUUUGCACAUGUUUCUUUCUCAUUUAUUUUUUUUCUCAGUGAUUUUGAACCUAUUGAUUUAUACUUGUGCAGAAAUGACAGAUGAGUAGUGUAUAAAGUAAGACUUUAUGUAAAGGUUCCCUUCACUAGCAUGUAGCUAUGCAUUAACAUAUUUUUUUUUUAAAUCAGCAUUAACAAACCAUCCAACAAAGUAAACAAAGGCAACAAGGCAAUUUAAAAGAUGUGUUAAUAAACAUUCAUAAACAUGUUAUAAACAAAACACCCCCUGCAUUGACUUAAUUGGUUUAUUUAGUUCAUGAAUAAAAAAUAAUUAAACAAAAUUCAGCAAAAAAAUUAAAUAGCAUCAUGAUCCAUAACUCAAAUUUGAUGGGUUUAAAUGUUUGAGUAAUGCAGGUUGAAUAUCUGAAACAUCAAUUAAUGCAAAUAUUAGACAUUUUAUAGAAAUAUAAAUGAUAAAGUUCAUCACUGAUACAUUAAAUGUCCAUUUCAGGAACCUUACUGUAAAGUGUUACUGAUAAAGAGUACAGCAGCUCAGCUUUCUACAUCUGGAUCCAGAAAACCAGCAUUAGACUGAAAUAUCUCGUUUUUUCAUGGUUUUUAUUUUUAUUUAAUACAUUUUCUGAAGCAUCAGUUCGCACCACUGAAAUUAAGCACAAUUUGCUGCAGUGUAUCCAGAGUAGAAAUACAUCGGCUGUAUUGUUGUGCUGCUUUUAUUUUUUAUUUUAUUUUAUUUUUUAAAUACAACCAAGGCUAAAAAUGUCUUCAUUUCAGUGCUUCAGGUAUUUUUUUAAAUAUUUUUUCUGCCAGUCUUUAUUUAAGACUAACAUCUUGUGAAUAUCACGUUACACUUCCAUGCUUGUGAAUUGCACAUUCGUUUGCUUCAUAGACAUUAAACAUGUGUAGGGUUUUUUUUUUUUUUUCUGCAAUUGUUUUUUAAUAUACAGUCAAAUCAGACACCGAAUAAAACACUAUAGACGAAAUCCGGUGAGUUACUCGGCAGUUAAAAGCGUACACAAGUUCAAUUAGAAAGAGAUUUCAUGUAUAUAAUAAAAAGUCGAUUCUCUCCAAGUCCCCUGGAUAAACGAUCUCUCCUUGGUUUCUUUUAUUCUUCAAGCAUCUGAGAUAUUUGGAUCAUUUUCUGUGCAUUGAGUUGCUGUGUUUGUUUUCUCUUCAAUAUCUAAACAGAUAUUUCUCUAUAAAUGCCAAACAAUUAUUACUUUGUCGUACCAUUAAGGCUUCAACACGACGCCAAUCCCCUCAUACCUGUUACUGUCUGUCACUGUAACCCAGUGCUUUUAUACACCGUUAAUUCCAUGUUGCUGGACUUGCAGUGCUUUCAUAUUUGUUUUGGAUUUGAUGGAAGUUUGACAUAAAGGAUGUUUUGUUUGAAUGAGAUCGAGUUUUAAGUUGCUGUGGGGGAAAAAUAUAUCAACAAAUAUCAUUCGAUCCACAUAAAUUGUUCAGCUGUAGAAGGCUGGAAGUCGUAUUUAUUUAUUAAUUUUUUGAUGCCUGGUUGGUAAAAAUGUGCAUUACUUCAUCUCACACCAGUGCAACAUCUGUUAUAUAUCGAGAGAGAGAGAAAGAAUAUCUCUGACAAUUUGUGGUGUUUUCCUGACAUUUGAGCAAAUAACAUGAUCUUUAAUUAUUUCCUCUGCUGUGAAUGUUAAUUAUCUGAAGACGUACCGUGGAUCAAACUUAAUUUCAUGUUUAUAAAGCCCUUAGACUCUACUACAUUUUAUAUCUAAAAUGAUUUAUUCAAAUAAAUGACCGUAUCAACAGAAUAUUUCUCCAGCUUUGUAGUUCAGUGAUUACUGGAUCAUUAUAAAGUGAUUUAUCACGUCUCACCAUUUAUUUGCCAAAAGGUUUUUUUUAAUUUAAACAAAUUCUAAGAUUAAGAUUAUUGCAUCGAGUGUAUUGAAGCGUGAAAAUCAUUCUACAUGAUGCCGAGUGUCCAGCCUUCUACAUUUGUUAAACGCUGCUCUGAUUUUGAUUGAAGAUUUAGAUUUAUGUUUGUUUUUUGUAAUUUACUCAAAACCAGAACACUGUCAGUGACUUAAAUCAUCUUUCUGGAGUUGAAAAUUCAUUAAAAAUGCCUAAAGAUUCAGAAACCAAUAGGAACAAUAGGAUUUAGCCUAGACAAGCUGUCUUAUUACUUAUACACCUUCUAAGACUACCUUUAUUUUUGUCUUUAUACCAGCAUAGAUCUCAUAGAUCAAAUUUUCCAUUAAGAACAUGUAUAUUUUGAGGAUUUUUUAAAAAUCUGUUUGAUUUACUGGAUGUUUCUUUGUCUGCAUGAUGAAACUGUCCACAUCCUCGGUCAGUUUCGUCCAUCGAUUUGAUUUCAUGAUACGUUUUUUUUCUCUUUCUUUAGAAACCGAGCGAGAUUGUCACAUUAUUUUAUGAGAUAGAUUUUCAGGACAAAGGGUAGAGGACAUUGAGAUUGGAAGUGUGUUGGGGGAAUAAAUGUUUUG